Molecule: messenger RNA, 379 nt
Organism: Zychaea mexicana
Lineage: Eukaryota; Fungi; Mucoromycota; Mucoromycetes; Mucorales; Lichtheimiaceae
Exons: 2
Coding region: 144-314 (56 amino acids)
Source: RefSeq, a predicted model, not a curated record
CAUUUACAAGUGGCUUUCUUGCGAAAGAAGCCCGGUUUGCUCGAAACAUUGCCACUGAGCUUUGCUUCACACAAGAGCCUUCCGAAAGUCUGGGGUACGACUCAAACUGCCCCUGAUUAACGGUAAAAAACGUUAGGCACGCGAUGCUGCUUGGGAUCACUUCUUCUCUCCCUUUUACUUUUUCUUUUAGGGCAUCUCAUGUCAGCAGACUGCCCAAAGUGUGCAGCGAGCGUGCGGGUUUGAGGGUUGGCCGCCUUUGGACCUGCUGUGCAUGGCGGGCUGAUAUGAGCAUGCCUAGUGGUCCUAAACCGUAACCGGCACCAAGUAUAUGCCCUCUGCGAGUAUUCAGAGUAAGCGAGGACGAAUCCCUACUUGUCCG